This is a messenger RNA of Zonotrichia albicollis (white-throated sparrow), 4075 nucleotides long. RefSeq names its product ectonucleoside triphosphate diphosphohydrolase 3 (gene ENTPD3). Lineage: Eukaryota; Metazoa; Chordata; Aves; Passeriformes; Passerellidae. Gene Ontology annotation, biological process: nucleoside diphosphate catabolic process. Gene Ontology annotation, molecular function: UDP phosphatase activity; GDP phosphatase activity; ribonucleoside triphosphate phosphatase activity. Gene Ontology annotation, cellular component: plasma membrane. The record is from RefSeq and is a predicted model, not a curated record.
GGUGUCGCUCUGCCUCUCUGAGGUUAUUUUGGGGGCAUAGUUUGGUGUUUUCUCGCAAAUCACGCUCAUUGUGUGAAGCUUUCUCAUCCGGGACGACAGUGAGCACUUGAAACAUUCACCUGUCGACCUCGUCUGAAGUAAAUGGUAACGUGUUUGCAUCCCUCAGGUUACAGCGUUAAGAAAGGCGCACGCUUACCCACCCUAUGAACAAACAGGAUGCUCACCAGAACCCCGAGUGUUGUUGCCCAAGUGUUCCUUCUUCUAAGCAUAGUCCUUGUUAUUGCCAUUGCAGUGAUUCAGAUAAAUCAGCAACAGGUCCUCUCCCCAGGGCUUAAGUAUGGAAUAGUCCUUGAUGCUGGAUCCUCUCGGACUACAGUCUAUGUCUAUGAGUGGCCAGCAGAAAAAGAAAACAACACGGGAGUAGUGAGCCAAACCUUCAAGUGCAAUGUGAAAGGCCCUGGUAUAUCCAGCUAUGGGAGUAGCCCUGGAGCUCUUGCCAAGCCUCUUGAUGACUGUCUGAAUAAAGUGAAGGAGAGAAUACCAGUUCAUCUGCAUAAAAACACUUCUGUUUAUCUGGGGGCUACAGCUGGCAUGAGACUGCUGAGGUUGCAAAAUGAGUCGGCAGCCAAUGAAGUCCUUGCAAGCAUUCAAAGCUACUUCAGAGCACAACCUUUUGAAUUUAGGGGUGCGCAGAUCAUAACUGGGCCAGAGGAAGGGGUGUAUGGAUGGAUAACGGCCAACUAUUUAAUGGGCAAUUUCUUAGAGAGAAACCUUUGGAGGACAUGGGUCCAUCCUUACAGAAAAGAGACCAUGGGUGCACUGGACCUUGGAGGAGCUUCCACUCAAAUUUCAUUUAUCCCUGAGGACCCUGAGGAGCACCUCAAUAGCACCUUGCAAGUGAAGUUGUAUGGGUACAACUACAAUGUCUACACUCACAGCUACCAGUGCUAUGGGAGAGAUGAAGCUGAGAAAAGGCUUUUAGCAUUGCUGCACCAGAAAUCAAAGGCCAGUGCCAACGUGGAUAAUCCCUGCUACCCUCAAAAUUAUAACACAGCAUUAAUGAUGAAGGACUUCUUUGGCAGCCUAUGUACACAGUCUCUGAGGCCAGCAAAUUACUACCCAAACCAGCUUGUGAAUUUCCAUGGAACAGGAGACCCAGGUCUGUGCCAGGAGAUGGUUUCUUUAUUGUUUAACCUCACUGCUUGCAGAGACAAAGAGGACUGUCCAUUUAAUGGAAUACAUCAGCCAAAAGUUAAAGGGAAUUUUGUGGCUUUCUCUGGAUUCUACUAUACAAUUAAUGCUUUGAAUUUAUCUGGGCAAUUUUCCCUAGAUGACUUCAAUUCAAGUAUGUGGUUUUUCUGUUCACAGAGCUGGGCACAGCUCCAGUUUAUGCUGCCUAAAUUUGAAGAAAAAUAUGCUAGAUCCUACUGUUUCUCAGCCAAUUUCAUUUAUUACUUGCUUGUACAUGGUUACAACUUCAACGCAGAAACUUGGCCACAGAUACAUUUUCAAAAGGAGGUUGGCAACAGCAGCAUAGCGUGGUCCCUCGGUUACAUGUUAAGCCUCACCAACAUGAUUCCAGCAGAAGGGAAGCUGAUCCAGCUGCCUCUGAAACCUUCUCUGUUUGCUGGGCUCCUCGUCUUCCUCACAGCCACGGCACUGCUGUGCCUCCUCUUCCUCGUCUACCUGUGCGUUGUGUCGCACCAGCGGAAGGACGUCCCUCGCGUGGAACACGUAUUUAUUCCAGAAUGAAUGAACCUGGCUGGAGACAAACCAAAAAUGUUACAGUGCUACUAAACAGAACUUUAUUUUGCCCCCCAUUUUUCAAAAAUAGAGACAGCAAAAAUGACUUCUGGACCAGAAGCAUAAAGAGAAGGGGCACAAAGGAAUCUGUGUUAUGGUGAAUUGGAGUGCUUUUGAAAUGUUUGGGUAAUUGUUUCUGUAAACUUAAUUUGUCCAGUGUGCAGCAGAGAAAACACAGGCAUAUAUGUCACUUUGCUUUAUAAGGGAUUACUUGCCUUUUCCUGACAGGUGUGUAUAUAUUGUUUUUUUUGUUCAUUAACUCUGUGCUAGCUGCUGAGCUCAAGUAGUGAUGGAUUUGAUCACAGUGGCAAUUGUUUAAGAUAAAAUUUUAAAUGAGCCAGUAGCAACUGUGGGAGGUGGGAACGUGGUAGCUGUCCUUGUGUGCAGUGCUGACUCUAAAAGCCCUGAAGUAAUCUAAUUUCUGAAGCUGGAACAAGCACUGGAUAAUGACAAGAAGUGAAAGAGUUGUGAUAAAAUUGUUUUUAUUGCUGUUCCAAAUGGAUUGAUCCCCAUCACAAGAAGGUGUAAUAAACUGUCAACACUUCUCAGAACUUUUGAGCCUGUCAGAGCUAUAUCUUUUGGUACCAUGGAGACCUCAAAACACCUCUGGUCUGGUACAUAAGAUUGGCUUUGGAGGUGUAACAAAAUGCUUUCACACUUUAGUAAAUGAACCUAAAUUUAAAUGUCUCAUGGUUGCCUUCAGAAGACACUGGAGUUUUCAGGGUCCUAUUCUAACUUUCACAGAAAUGCUUUUUGUAGUUUUUCACACUGAAGCCUUGACCUGCAUACCCCACAUAUUGUUGGUCUCAGACAGUGGCAGUCUGUACUGAUUUGACAUGUAUGCAGCUCUAUGGGCAGAGUCUCAGAUCUGGACAUUCCAUUAACAUGUUAAGCCCUUCUUUCAAGGCCAAGAGGAACAGGAGCCAGUCUCCAGGCCAGCAAACCAUCCUUUUAGCUGCUGUCAUGGCUCUAGUGCCUUGGUCAGCCUCUGCACUGUCCUUGAGCAGCGCUGGGAUCACCUGGCAGCUGCUUCUGCCAAACAUUGUGACUCCUGAGCUUUCCUGCUGCUGCCUUCAUGCAGCAAACAGCUGCCUUCCUUGAAAGCCCAGCGUUCUUCACCAAACCUCACACUCCCUUAAAUCUUAAAUCACACUCCCUUAAAUCUUAGCACUCUCUCAGCUUCAUCUAUCCCCAGUAUUGAUUAGGGAAUGGAUAGGAGAACAGUGGCCAGUAUUUUUACCCAUAAAUAAUGUUUUUAAUUUCAGCCUUUUGCUUCUAUAUCACCUUCUUACUUAUGUUUGGUGAUGGGGUUGGGGUUUUGUUUUCAUUUGUGCUUUGUUCAUAGGCUGACAGAUGAUUUCAAAGGAGCUAAAUAUAUUUUUAAAUGAAAAAUAGAAAAAAGUGAUUUUUCAAGGAGAUCAAUAGGGCUUUGUACCUUCUCUGUUGAUAUACUGCUAAGCCUUGUCAGUCUUAUUGGAGUAGCAAUAAGGUAAAAGGUAUUAUAAGAUGAUGAAGAGCUCUGUGGCAUCAAAGUUUUAUCUGAUAAAGUGUAAAAUUGACUUCAGAGUGCAUGGACAUUACAGAGGCUGGCGUGAGAUAUAUUGUGUGAUGGAUGUGUAACUGCAGUUAUGGGUGAAAAAAACUCAGACAGUUGGAUGAGAGAAUUAAAAUGUUUUCUUUUGUUGCCAAUUUUCAGUGGAAAAUUGUACUCUGGAAUAUUUACUUGCCCAACAAAACAUUUGCUAUUGAGUGGCCGGGCCAUUCAGAUGUGGUUUUACACAAAUGGAACACACUUGGAAGUUGGUCUCUGUAGAGCUGGCAGCUAAAGAACAAUUAAAUUUGUUCAAAAACCAUUUGGACUUCAAGAUGCACUUGGAUAGGCCCAGCAUCUGUUCAAAGAAUCAAAUUCCCCCUGUGAAUCACCUGUUUUGCUUUUUUAGUGCUUCCCUCUUGUCCUUAUGCAUACAGCCUCCCUCAGUGUCACCAGGAUACCCACCUGCUCCCUUGUACCUCUCCUGGCAGCUUCAGAUGGGAAAGCUGAGGGUGUUGAACUUCCAGCCCAGCAGCUUCAGUGACCACAGCCAACUCCUCCCCCAGGUGUGAGCUGGAACCAGAUCAACAGGCCAGAUCCCUGUCCUGCUGUCUAGAACUGAAAGGAUCUCUGGGAGAUACAGGGAAGUUGACAACACUUGGGAAUGUGUACAGAGGUUAUUUAACUUUUUACACUCUUCAGUGCCUGCUUAUGAAGAUCAAUAAAAUUGUGAAAAAUUAA